Paramacrobiotus metropolitanus is the source of this 2363-nucleotide messenger RNA. RefSeq lists its product as uncharacterized. The transcript has 3 exons. Gene Ontology annotation, molecular function: protein kinase activity; ATP binding. The record is from RefSeq and is a predicted model, not a curated record. Gene Ontology annotation, biological process: protein phosphorylation. The coding region runs from base 1282 to 2301 and encodes 339 amino acids. Lineage: Eukaryota; Metazoa; Tardigrada; Eutardigrada; Parachela; Macrobiotidae.
UGUUGCUUCUGCAGCUAUAAACGAAGUUGCUGAAGAACGCAAGCGCCCGUGCAAUUACAAUGCAAUCUUUAUAAUUUUUUUUAUUAAAUCAACUUUUUAGUCUUAUCCCUGUAAAGUGAUGCCAAAAGUGCGGUCGGCAGAGAAUACUUACAAUAACUAUCGUAGUGUUUAGGCAAAUAAGCGAUGCCUUGUGCUGCGUAUGUAGUAAAAGGCGGUAGAAUUCGCUACUUAGAAAAGAAUGUCAAUCAUUUACGCCGUAAACUUUCAGCACAAGCGUUGUACGAGAAAUUCAAUCACAUACCAAGUCGUGGUUGUUAAGACUGAAGAAGCAAGCAGUUUAACAAGAGGAGGAGACGAUGAAUUGCCACUGUGUGGAAAACAAGCGGAUUCCUAUUUUGCAGUUUCUGGAUUUGGAAGAUUCGCGGAGUUAGCAUCGCUACCCACGACAGCCGAACUAACAGUGAUACCAUCGCAACGUGCUGAUGCGAAAAAUGAAAUGCGAGAACUGCGAAUGCUGUUGCAACCGUUGGUGAAUGCAUCGAGCGAGGAUAAUAAACAUGUCCAGAAGUAUUACGGCGUCAGUUAUACAUCCGGGACACCGGGAUUAACCACGUGCUACAUUUUAACCGAAGAGUGUGAAGGAUUGCCGCUGGAUGAAUCAGCGCAUGGCAAACAACCCACUGAUUACAAAGUCGUACGAUAUGCAGCACAGAUACUAGACGGUCUGCAGUUUCUUCACGACCAACAGAUUAUCCAUCUAGUCUAGAUAUUAAAGCAGCGAACAUUGUUGUCGCUUCAAACGGAGAAACGCUGAAGAUCACUGGUCUGACGAUGGCUAAACACUUCAGCGGAUCAUCCACACCUCCACGACUUAUCGAGAAUGCGACAGGCACGGUGCCGUUUGUUUCGCCCGAGAUGGCAGCACUGUCGGACGCCUCGCAGAAUCAUACAACACACGUUGGCCGGAAAACCGAUAUUUGGAGCUUUGGCUGGGUCAUUGUCCACAUGAUAGAAAAAGGUCGCCCUCCUCGUUUAAGUGGUUAGGAGGACGAGAGUGAGGACGGGCAAAAGCCGCCAGCGAAUUUCAAGGAAAUACACCGCUACUUCACAGUAGGUUGCCGACCAUGCUACACACUAGAGAAGAGUAGUCUUUUAGGACCAAUUAUCAAGGCCUGCUUUGCUUCCGACCAGAAGAAGCGGUCCUCUGCUGCGCAGCUCAUCAGUCGUCUUCAGGAACUAUACUACUUUCUCUUUUGCAAAAUUACACCAAAAUUUAAACUUAUGGAAGUGCAGCGGUUUAAAGUGGAACGUUAUCAGCUUGACCGGGUGAUCGAAAAACCAGACCAAGAACAACAUACUGAGUCUUCCGAUGCAAAAAUUAUUCUUACCGAGAGCGACGGCAAGGAGGAUGAACUGCUACGAAAGCUGACGCUUCCGGAAAUGGUCGGAAACAGCAAUCCACCCGGUUGGGCUUCUGUUAUAUCGUCGGCUAAAGAAGGUGACCUGCAACAGAGAGUAGUGCUUGAAAACAAACAUAAAGUAUUCCAACUGCUUAUUGAAGAAAUUGCGCCGCAAACCAAAAACAUUAUACGUCAUUAUGAAGUGAAACCGGAGAACCCGACGACCGAUUUGCGAAUAUUCACGGAAAACGAAGGCGCGUACACUAUUCUGUCGGACAUGUUAGUGACGCGACAAUUUAAAACCGUCUUGAUUCCUGACUUCACUGGUCAGAUACUGAAUGGACUAACAGUGCUAAAUCAGUACGGCAUUGUGCAUAAGGAUAUCCGCUGUUCUAACAUCCUGGUGGAUAAAAUCACCAAUAUCGUAAAGAUCGCCCAUUUCGAAAAAGCAUCAUACCAUCGUUGGGAUUCCAAUUUGGGAACGUCCAUCCAGUAUCCGGAAGGGUCGUCGCGCUUUGCUUCCAAGGAAAUGCAGCAACUGCUGGCGUUUGAUACCAUCAGCGGCCCGGCUGCAGUUGGACCGGCGACGGAUGUGUUCAGUUUGGGCUGUGCGGUGAUUGAAAUGUAUACACGAAAACCUCCCGAGUGGGUGUACGAAGAAAAUGGAAAACGGAAAGAGUACAGCUUUGCUCAGAGUGAGACGACCGAAGUGGAUUUCGUUCGACACAUGCACGCACUAUGGAAGCGCCAGGCUAUGCCGGAUGACAGCCGCAUUGUCGAUGCAAAACAGCCCGAAAUGGCAGUAAAGGCGCGAGCCUUUGUCGCGCUCUGUUUUGGGCCGGCUAGGGGACGAUCCUGCGAAUCGUUAAAGUUUCAUUCGUUUCUUAACCCCACCUUAUGAGCACUAAGGUCUAUCUGUUAUCCGACCUAAAAGGCUUGUGCAGCGAGACUACCAGCGCCUGA